Pediculus humanus corporis (human body louse) is the source of this 1137-nucleotide messenger RNA. RefSeq lists its product as uncharacterized. Lineage: Eukaryota; Metazoa; Arthropoda; Insecta; Psocodea; Pediculidae. The coding region runs from base 1 to 1137 and encodes 378 amino acids. The transcript has 5 exons. The record is from RefSeq and is a predicted model, not a curated record.
AUGUCGAAAACUAAAAUUCAAAAUUUUUGUGAAUGUUAUAAAAAAUUAAGUUUCUAUGGUAUUCCACAAAGUGAAAACGAUAAUGAAAAUACGGAUUACGAAGAAACCAGAUUAGAAAUCGAAUAUGGAAAUACACUCAAAUUUCCUAAAAAAAUUAGAAUUAAUGAUAACGUUAGAGAAUAUCCAAAUGUUGAACAUGAAGAUUUGUCUGAUGUUUUCGAACAAAUGACAAAAAUUAUUUUCGACAUGGAAGAUUUUGAAACAAACGUUUUAAGUUUUUGGAUUCUCGAUAUGUUCAUCGAAGGAUUAUGGACGGCACAAAAUGCUGGAAUGACUCACAAACAUCAAAGAGCUACACUUUUAUGGAUAGCAUAUUUUUUCAAUUACAUACAAAGAAUGAAUCCGUCUAGAGAUCAAAUGUUUGAACAUUUAAAAGAAUUAUUAUUUUCUCCUGGAGAAUAUACUCCGAAAAAUUAUACAGAAACAAUGGCUGCAGAAUCAGAAAUUUCUUCUUCUGCAAUUUAUUCAAAGAGUGACGAAGAAAACUUAUCUAUAAAUACACCAGAAACUGAAUUUUGGAAUUUACCCUUGCCACCAUUUUUAGAGGAUAUAAUUUCAGAUGAAGGAAUUUUUACACCACCACCUUAUCGUGAUCCUGAUACAAAUAUUUAUGAAUAUUCAACAUCGAAUUCUUCUUCUAGUAGUUUAACUAUUGCUGAAAAAACGAAAAGGAAUAUUAGCGACAUGAAUGUGAUUUCAGAAAUAUUAUACAGAAUAUUUGCUAGAUUUUGGGUUUACGCGGAAAUUCAAUCGAGCAUGAACGAUGUGAGAACUUUAAAAUUGGUUCAACUGCCAUAUGAAUUCAACAUUCCGAAACAUCUUCAAAAGUCUGACACUUAUUCAUUUGCAAAUUAUGAAAAGAAACAAAUAAAAAUUGAUAAAACGGGAGAAGAAAUUGAAACAGAACAAGAAUUGCAUAAAAAUAAUUACAUAUUACCACUCGAAGUAAAAAUAAUUAAAUAUUAUUUAUUUAAUAAAUUUUUUUUUUUUUUCGAUUUCAAAAAAUUGUAUUUUUUUUUUUUUUAUUCACCUAUUUCCUUUUUUUUUAAAGUUUUCUCAAGAGGCAAAUUAUGCUAA